Molecule: messenger RNA, 977 nt
Organism: Telopea speciosissima
Lineage: Eukaryota; Viridiplantae; Streptophyta; Magnoliopsida; Proteales; Proteaceae
Product: aconitate hydratase, cytoplasmic-like
Exons: 7
Coding region: 198-977 (259 amino acids)
Biological process (GO): tricarboxylic acid cycle; citrate metabolic process
Cellular component (GO): cytosol; mitochondrion
Molecular function (GO): 4 iron, 4 sulfur cluster binding; aconitate hydratase activity
Source: RefSeq, a predicted model, not a curated record
UCGCUCCUCUUCUCCUUCUCUCAUCAAAGCCCGAUCACUUUGCUUCUCCACUGCUAUCCGGUCCAUCCGAUCCUCGGUUCCUCGCUGGAGCCACGGUGUCGAUUGGAGAUCUCCAGCUAGUCUUAGGGCUCAGACCAGGACUGCUGCUCCUGUGAUUGAACGCUUUCAGCGCAAGAUCGCUACUAUGGUUUCUGAGAAUGCUUUCAAGGGAAAUCUUAACCAGUAUUCCCAAGCCUGGGGGUGGCGAGUUUGGAAAGUACUAUAGCCUACCUGCGCUGAAUGAUCCAAGGAUCGAUAAGUUGCCGUACUCCGUCAGGAUCCUUCUUGAAUUGGCAAUUAUUGAUUGGGAGAAUACUUCUCCCAAACAAGUCGAGAUUCCUUUCAAGCCUGCUCGUGUUCUCCUGCAGGAUUUUACUGGUGUACCUGCUGUGGUUGACCUUGCUUGCAUGAGGGAUGCUAUGAACAAGCUUGGCAGUGAUUCUAGCAAGAUUAACCCCUUGGUCCCAGUGGAUCCUGUUGUUGAUCAUUCUGUUCAGGUGGAUGUAGCAAGAUCAGAAAAUGCAGUGAAGGCAAAUAUGGAUCUUGAAUUCCAGAGGAACAAGGAGAGAUUUGCUUUUCUUAAAUGGGGAUUUACUGCUUUUCAUAACAUGCUUGUUGUUCCUCCAGGCUCUGGUAUUGUGCAUCAGGUUAACCUGGAAUACCUUGAUCGGGUUGUAUUCAACACUGAUGGCCUGCUGUACGCUGAUAGUGUGGUAGGAACUGAUUCCCAUACAACUAUGAUCGAUGGGUUAGGAGUUGCUGGAUGGGGAGUUGGAGGAAUUGAAGUAGAGGUAGCAAUGCUUGGCCAGCCCAUGAGCAUGGUAUUACCUGGUGUUGUUGGGUUCAAGUUGACCGGAAAGUUCCUAGAUGGGGUCACAACCACCGACUUAGUUUUAACUGUAACCCAAAUGUUGAGGUAUUACUUGAAUUACCUCUAA